Lynx canadensis (Canada lynx) is the source of this 3137-nucleotide messenger RNA. Its product is annotated as HLA class II histocompatibility antigen, DO beta chain-like. Gene Ontology annotation, molecular function: MHC class II protein complex binding. The record is from RefSeq and is a predicted model, not a curated record. The transcript is spliced from 6 exons. Lineage: Eukaryota; Metazoa; Chordata; Mammalia; Carnivora; Felidae. Gene Ontology annotation, cellular component: membrane; MHC class II protein complex. Bases 57 to 905 code for a protein of 282 amino acids. Gene Ontology annotation, biological process: positive regulation of T cell activation; antigen processing and presentation of exogenous peptide antigen via MHC class II; immunoglobulin production involved in immunoglobulin-mediated immune response.
AAUAAAUAUUUUUUGACUGAGUUUUGCGGGGGGUAUGCCCCAUUCUGAAGAAGUUGAUGAUUUUACUGUCUCACUUAUUUUUUCCUUCCAGAAUGCGUUCUGGGUGGGUUUCCUGGAUGGUGGUUCUGCAAGUGAGUGUAAUCAGGCUGGAUUCCUCCAUGACUCAAGGCAGAGACUCUCCAGAAGAUUUUGUGAUUCAGGCAAAGGCUGACUGUUACUUCACCAAUGGGACAGAGAAGGUGCAGUUUGUGGUGAGAUUCAUUUUUAACUUGGAAGAGUAUGCACGUUUCGACAGCGAUGUGGGAAUGUUUGUGGCAUUGACAGAGCUGGGGAAGCCUGAUGCUGAGCUGUGGAACAAUCGGCCGGAUAUAUUGGAGAGGAGUAAAGCUUCUGUGGAUGCACUCUGCAGACAUAACUACAAGCUGGGUGCACCCUUCACCGUGGGGAGAAAAGUGCAACCAGAGGUGGCGGUGUAUCCAGAGAGGACCCCAUCCCUGCAACACCACAAUCUGCUGCUUUGCUCUGUGACAGGUUUCUAUCCAGGGGACAUCAAGAUCACGUGGUUCCGGAAUGGGCAGCAGGAGAGAGUAGGGGUCAUGUCCACUGGCCUUAUCAGGAAUGGAGACUGGACCUUUCAGACAAUGGUGAUGCUGGAAAUGACUCCUGUACCUGGAGAUGUCUACACCUGCCUUGUUAAUCAUCCCAGCCUGCUGAGCCCUAUUUCUGUGGAGUGGAGAGCUCAGUCUGCAUAUUCUUGGAGAAAGAUGCUAAGUGGAAUUGCAGCCUUCCUGCUUGGGCUGAUCUUCCUUCUGGUGGGGACUGUCAUCUGCCUCAGGGCUCAGAAAGGGUAUGUGGAGACGCAGUUGUCUGGUGAUGAGGUCUCAAGAGCAGUUCCCUCACCAUAGCCACACUAAGGUCCCAAUCAGAGCUUCUUGCCCUGGAGGCUGAAAUAGUACCGAAUGACUUGAGUUCAAAUGACUAAGUAAAGGACUCUCAUGAGGUCCAUGUUCUGGAGCUACUUCCAUGAGUCCUUGGAGGAGUCCUGACUUGAUUCUAGAGUUCUGUUUUCUGAGAUCAUCUCUCACUCGUCUGCCCUUCUUCCUCCUCCUUGCCUGUGCCAUUAGUCCCCAUUUCCAAGGAUAGUGUGCAGAAAUUCCCACCAAAGCUGACUCCCACCAGCCCCAACCUGCAUACCUCCUAUGGUCCAGGCCUAACCUUGUGAGUUAUCCUCAUGUCUUCCUGUUUCCAACUGCACUCUCCACUGUCUCCAGAAGACAAAUGCUCAGAGGCACUGUUUCCUUUUCACCGUUUUUUAUGACCUUUUUUAUUGUAAAAUAAAACUGAGGAACAGAUAACCAUACAAAAUGUAGAAUUUAAUGAAUUAUUUAAGGUCAAGAAAUAGAACUUUACCAGUCAGGGCAGGAGUCUCCCUGUGCCAUAGGCCAAUCAAUCCCCUCUCCCUCCUCUCAAAAGUAAUUAUAUUCUGGGAGGCCUGGGUGGCUCAGUCAGUUAAGUGUCAGGCUCUUGAUUUCGGCUUGGGUCAUGAUCUCAUGGUUCAUGAGAUUGAGCCCUGCAUUGGGCUCUGUGCUGACAGUGCAGAGCUUGCUUGGGAUUCUCUCUCCCUCUCUGUGUUCUUCCCCUGCUUGUGCUCUCUCUCUUUCUCUCUCAAAAUAAAUAAACUUUAGAAAAAAGUAAUUACAUUCUGUUAAUCACUUUUUAAAUUUUUUUUAAUGUUUAUUUAUUUUUGAGAGAGAGGGAGAAACAGAGUGUAAGCAGGGAAAGGGCAGAGAGGGAGGGAGACACAGAAUCUGAAGCAGGCUUCAGGCUCUAUGCUGUCAGCACAGAGCCUGAUGCAGGGCUCAAACCCAGGAAUCAGGAACCAUGAGAUCAUGACCUGAGCUGAAGUCAGACACUUAACCGACUGAGCCACCUAGGUGCUCCUUAAAUAUUUUUAAAAAAUGUUUAUUUUUGAGAGAGAGAGCACAAGCAAGGGAGGGGCAGAGAGAGAGAGAGAGUGAGAGAGCGAGAUUGAGAGGUAGACACAGAAUCUGAAGCAGGCUCCAGGCUCUGAGCUGUCAGUUCAGAGUCUGAUACGGGGUUCGAACCCAUGAACUGGGAGAUCAUGACCUGAGAUGAAGUCAGACACUUAACCGACUGAGCCACCCAGGUGCCCCAGCUUAGUUGUCUUUUAUGUCUCAUACUUUACUAUUUCUCCUCCAUCCCCUUUGCCCCCCUUAUGACUAAUACGUUGAAAAGCCUGAGACAUUUAACCUACAGAGUUUUCCAUAGUUUGGAUUUUACCAAUUGCAUGCAUCUGGUGCAGUUUAGCAUGUCCUUCUGUCCUCUGCAUUUCUUGCAAGUUGGCAAAUGGAUGCAGAGGUUGGUUGGAUAGACAGGUUUAAUUUCUUUGAUGAGUCUGUAGGUGGAGGUGUGUUUUUUACCAUGAGGCCCAAACUGUCCAAUUGUGUCUCUUUUUACGGUGCAUUCACCUUUGGUGUUCAUUGCCUACGCCCUUGAAUUCACUUGAAUUCUACCAGUCCUUCUUUGUUUAUAUGCUUUAUUGCUUCUGUAAAGAGACAUUUCUCUUCAUUUACUGGUGGGUUGCCCAGUGACACAGUGGAAAGAAAGGAUCGGUGUUUUAGUUCUUUUACUUUUUUAAUUUUCAAGUUACUGAAUUUGUUUCCUACUAUUACCCAAAGGUGGGCAAUUAGGAUCUACUUUUUAUUUUAUUUCUUGUAUCAUUAUAAACUCAAGGAUUUAAAUGUAUUUGGUGGAUUUUAACUCCUGGUGGUUUUUAGCCACGAGUUCGAUCAUAUCAUCCUAGGUGCAUGGAAACUUCUUCAAGUGGCUCCUGAGUCCUUUUGACACAAGUCUUUUGAUCAUUUCUUUGUUAUCUGCAUGCCAAAAUGUUCCAGGUUUAUUCUGUAUGUUUCCCGCUCAGACCUGAAAUCAGCCAUUGUUUUAGAAAGCCCUGGAUUAUUUUAGUGGGAAAUGUCACUAAGACCGUAAGCGGGAGUUAGGAGUUCAUCACUAUAUCAGGUCUUUUUGGUGGAAGUACAAAUGUUUAUAUGUAACGUUCAUAUUUAUAGAAGCACAAAGUUUAUGUAUAUACAAAUAAAAAAUUAAUCUCUUCUAUA